AUGGUUGACCUUGACGAGUGUGUGCAAGCGUAUUACCUUAGGAACAACAGAGACCGAAUUGCCAAGGACCACGCCAAGCUGCUUCCGUGCAGCAAAGAAAGCGUUCUGUUAACAUAUCUGAAGGAGUUCCGAAUUCAGCUUGCAGGGAAAUACGAUGCACAUUUUUGCGAAUUUUUUAUUGAUGAGUAUGGAGAGCGUAGGAAUAUAUGCUCCUCCAUAAUCCAAGUUUUUUUCCCCUUUGACAAAGGAAACAACUACAAAGAAAUAUAUACCCUGAUCAAGAGCUACUUCACGUUCGAAGUCGUGUUGAAAAAAAAAAUAAAAACGCUGCUGCUUCCAAACGUGGCGCUGGUGUUCGACUGGAAGAUCGCCGAUUGCGCGGACUUGUGCACUAUAGUGGUGUCCUCUCUGAGAACAAAGAACUACGAUGCGUACGUUGUGUGCGGCGAGGCCCCCUUCUCCAUUUGCGCGAAGGACGACGUAAUGAAGAAAAAAAAAAAGAGAGGAGUGAUGGAUGGAUUGGCGGAUGGAUGGACUGGCGGACAGGCUGGUGGACGGGCUGGUGGACGGAAAGACCUGUCACGAACAGGGGGAAUGCUGUCUGUGGGCAUCCCCCCAAUUGUCCUGACCCGUUCAGGCAAUUCCCAUCCACAACUUUGCUCCCCCCCGCAACAGAAAAAGAACCUCUGCGAAUUUAAUUUCAAAGAGUGGAAAAAGUCUGAAGGCAAGAAGGAGGAUGCAGCGGAACUGUUGGACAUAAAGGGGAAGAAGGCGAAGUAUAGGAAACUCAUGAAGAUCGGCGCAGGGGAACGCAAAUUCGAAGACGACGGAUCGAAUGACGAGAAGGACCUCUACCUUCACAUGUGGAUACUCAUAAAAAAAAGCCUAGAUGUAAAAAAAGACGUGUUCAUAGAAAUGGGUUCAGGCAGGGAAUACGACGUGGACGACUGCCCCUAUAGGUCGAUAUUUUACCUGUGGAACGAGAAGAACAUUUACGUAAACAUCCGCAAAACGGAGGAAGUCGCCACGUUAGUUUCGGAGCUGCAAAACAGUGAGUACUUUGUUCCGGCCUUCUACGACCAGAUACGGGCUAAGGCACUAACCCCCAUUAUCGAGAAUCGGCUGUACAGAAUUAGGAAAGACCGGUUUCUUUUGAAGUACCCGCAAGGCAGCAACACGACAUUUUACAAGAACUGUAAGAGGGACCAGUAUGGGGACUUCCUGCAGCACGACGGACUCACAGAGAUGCACACACACUAUGGAAAUAAAUUCUACACCAACGUUGAAUCAGUCUGUUGUCUGUUCAAAUACAGAAGGGACGGAAAAAAAGCCAAGCUGUACUUUCCCAGAAAAUUCAAAACAGUUGAAUAUUAUGACAGUUGUGGUCACUACUUUUUGAGGACGCUCAGAGAAAGCAUAGGGUUCUACUCCCACUUCUCCUUCUACCCAAAUAGACCCGAUGGAUUGGUCCACUAUCUAGAGAUAAAAGACUCAAAAAUUAUGGAAUAUUUUUCCAACCGGAACGACCAAGUGACAUACCGAUCGAUGUGUCUUUCUCCGAGCGUCAAAACGAAUUACAAAUUGCAGAUGUUCGACGGGAAGGAGUACUACGCGAUAAAAAUGGCUGUCAAGUAUAAGGACGAGCGCCGCCACAACGGAAUCAAAAAGAAAAUAUUCCUCAUCCCAGAGAACAAAAUAAUCCUCGUGUACUACAACAACUGCAACGAGAUAAGUAACACCGUCGAGGUUUAUGAGAAGCGCAUUUGGUACAACCAGGACACGGAGGAGAACGAAGAAAUAGUGACGUACAAAAAGAAUUACGUGUACAAGCACUUUGUAAAUUAUGGGGAUCCUCUUCAGAAGGAGAGCCUAUAUCUGCUGAGGGAGGAACGAAGCCUUUUUGAAGACAUCGAGAGAAUCUACAAAGGAGUUAUCUGUGCCAUCAGGAAGGAAAGAAGCCACAUGAAAGAAACGGAAGAAGAGUACCAAUACAAGGCAGAAAAUAUUACCAACAGAAAUGAAAUGAUAUAUCAUGACAAUGAAAAAAUGGAACAGUUUAAUAAAAGCGUAAUCGAAGAUGAGAUGAAUGUGUUCAAUUUUUACAAUAGCUAUCCUUGGGAUCAGCACGUGGAGGUGUCCAUGAAUAAUUCGUUUUUUUUGUCCAAGAGGAAGAUACUUAAAAUUGAAUGCGCGUGUGACGAAAUAGCAUACGUCUCCUCGGAGAAGGGGCAGGAAAUGGCACGCUCUGCAUUGCGCCAAGGGAAUCGGGGAAGCAUGAAGUUAUCCAUUUUGGAAGACAGGUUGUCCAAGUACAAACAGGAGCUGUCCGAAAUGAAG
This is a messenger RNA of Plasmodium cynomolgi strain B, 2337 nucleotides long. RefSeq lists its product as hypothetical. Gene Ontology annotation, biological process: cell motility. The transcript has 24 exons. NCBI's taxonomy places the organism in Eukaryota, Apicomplexa, Aconoidasida, Haemosporida, Plasmodiidae. The record is from RefSeq and is a predicted model, not a curated record. Gene Ontology annotation, cellular component: motile cilium. The annotation marks the transcript as partial.